GCAGGCUGAGCCUUUGCACAGCCUCUCGGGGUCCAGGCUGCUUCCCCAUCACGCCUGCCCAGUUGCCCCAGUGACUGUGUGACCCUUCUUCCCCGCCCCGCACUGCCCCCUGCCCUAUAAAUAGAGGCGAGGAGCAGCUGGGCGCUCUUGGCAGUCACCAUGAGGGUGCUGGUCCUGCUCUGCUGCUUUGUGGCGUCGCUCCUGCUUCCAGGACAAACAGAACUGCAAGUUUCUGCUUCGGGUGGCACAGAAGAUGUUGGCAAUUUGUUGGAGAAUCAUUUCUCUGCUGGAGAUGCAAGUCUAGAGGAGAAGGAAAGGGCGCUUUAUGCAGAGGCGGCCCCUCCAGAGAAGAACCCGCUCCUUCACUCCCCAGAUGGCAGGGAGGCUGAGAGCUCAGAGAAGACCUGUGCUGGGGCCCCCGCCACCGGCCUGGGCUCUGACCCUGAAGCCAGUCUCUCAAAUGCCUCAGAGUCAGCUGCCCCUGGAGACUCUGCAGGGCCUGGGCAGGAAGAAGUGGGCCCACCAGGAGCCAGUGCACUCCCCCGAGGAGUGGCCGGGGGUGCUGGGGAGGAGGGGGUGCCAGAGCUCGGUGUGGGUGAGGGCCCAGGACAGGAGGAUUCUGGGCUUGGGCCCCCUAUAAAGGGAGCUGCCAGUGAGGAGUCAGGACAGGCCGGGAGUGAUGUGGUCCCUGAGGAAGCUGAGGAGGUCGCCGAGGACAGCCCUGAGCAGGGAGCAGCGGCAGGGACCCCAGAGACUGAGGCGGAGGGGCCCUCUCCCAGCGAGCAGGCUGAGGAGGCCCGAGCCCCGGAGACAGGAGUGGGGCGCAGCCCAGGGCCUGAUCGGGAGCCAGAAGGACUGGCUGGAGUCUUGGGUGAGACAGGGGAGGAGCCUGAGGACCAGGGGGCACCCCAUCCCAGCCCAGCCUCAGAGGCCAGUGCAGAGACCGGGGGUGCGCAGGGCUCCGAGGUGGGGGGCAGCCCGGAGGACCAGCCCCCAGGAAUGCUGGAGGAGGAGGAGGGCUCCCCCUCCUCUGAAGAGGAGAGUGGUGACCACAGCGAAGAAGAAGGAGGAGGGGUUCCGUCCCAAGAAGAAUCCGAAGAGGACAGCGGUGACGGGGCUAGUUCAGAAGAGGCAGGGGACACCUCCGAGGAGGCGGAGGAGUCCCAGGAAGCAGCAGGACCCACGAGCCCUGGGGCUGAGGGGGCCCAGCCAGACGUGGAGGAGUCCAAUACAAGGCCUGAGGGGGCCGAGGCCCAGGAUGUGGAGGCAGAGGAGCCCCAGCGGGGCAUUCUGGAGGAGGCGGAGGAUGGGAGUGAAGAAGCCCCAGCGAGGGACCGCUCCCACAUCGAGAAAACUCUGAUGCUCAAUGAGGACAAGCCAGGCGAUGAUUACUCUGUGGUGCUGCAGAGGCUUCGAAAGAUCUACCACUCAUCCAUCAAGCCCCUGGAGCAGUCUUACAAAUACAACGAGCUACGGCAGCAUGAGAUCACAGAUGGGGAAAUCACAUCCAAGCCAAUGGUGCUGUUCCUGGGACCGUGGAGCGUUGGCAAGUCCACCAUGAUAAACUACCUCCUUGGGUUGGAAGACACUCGCUACCAGCUAUACACAGGUGCCGAGCCCACCACCUCUGAGUUCACUGUCCUCAUGCACGGGCCCAAGCUGAAGACCAUCGAGGGCAUUGUCAUGGCUGCUGACAGUGCCCGGUCCUUCUCUCCCCUCGAGAAGUUUGGCCAGAAUUUCCUGGAGAAGCUGAUUGGCAUCGAGGUUCCCCACAAACUUCUGGAGCGGGUCACUUUUGUGGAUACGCCAGGCAUCAUUGAGAACCGCAAGCAGCAAGAAAGAGGUUAUCCCUUCAACGACGUGUGCCAGUGGUUCAUCGACAGAGCCGACCUCAUCUUUGUCGUCUUUGACCCAACCAAGCUGGAUGUGGGUCUGGAGCUGGAGAUGCUCUUCCGCCAGCUGAAGGGUCGCGAAUCCCAGAUAAGGAUCAUCCUGAACAAGGCCGACAACCUGGCCACACAGAUGCUCAUGCGGGUCUACGGGGCCCUCUUCUGGAGCCUGGCCCCGCUCAUCAACGUCACAGAGCCCCCUCGGGUUUAUGUCAGCUCCUUCUGGCCACAAGACUACAAGCCUGAUACCCACCGGGACCUGUUUCUCAAGGAGGAGAUUUCCCUCCUGGAAGACCUGAACCAGGUGAUUGAGAACAGGCUGGAGAACAAGAUCGCCUUCAUCCGCCAGCACGCCAUCCGGGUCCGCAUUCAUGCCCUCCUGGUCGACCGCUACCUGCAGACGUACAAGGACAAAAUGACCUUCUUCAGUGAUGGAGAACUCGUUUUUAAGGACAUUGUGGAAGAUCCCGACAAAUUCUACAUCUUCAAGACCAUCCUGGCAAAGACCAAUGUCAGUAAAUUUGACCUUCCCAACCGUGAGGCCUACAAGGACUUCUUUGGCAUCAACCCCAUUUCCAGUUUCAAGCUACUGUCUCAGCAGUGCUCCUACAUGGGAGGCUGCUUUCUGGAGAAGAUCGAGCGGGCCAUUACCCAGGAGCUCCCCAGCCUCCUGGGGAGCCUUGGGCUAGGGAAGAACCCAGGUGCUCUCAACUGUGACAAAACAGGGUGUGGCGAAACCCCCAAGAAUCGCUACAGGAAACACUAGGUUGCCGCAUGGCCCUCCUUGUUUUCCUAGUGGCGAAUGAGCUUGUGUCCUGUCUGGGAAGUCCUGGUUUAUUAACCCUUCGAGCCACUGGCAAGAGUCAUUAUGCACUGGAGACUGGGAGUUAACUGAGGCCAGUCGUGGGGGGAGGUGCGGGUCACAGGAGGGCGGAAACUGUGAAUUAUAGUGUGCUUGUCCUCUUGUAGCUUCAGUGAGGGGCCUGACUGACGCAAGUCAGGCCACACCUGCUUUUCCUGGGUCCUGUCUCGGAGGGACCGAGAGCAGCUAAGGUCUGGCAUGUACUGAAUUCAUAGGUGUCCAUAAGCUCAGAGUGGCUGAAAUUCCUUUCCCCCUCUAGGUGGGAAAACAGUUGAGUUCUGUAGGGCUGCUCAGGCCCACCGUGACCUCCGUCCUCUGUGCCCCAGUCCUCAGCUGCCUCCUAGCCCUGGGCUGACUUCAACAAGGACAGUCUCUUGGGUCGGAAUCAACCUGGGUUUUGAGGGGACCCCCAGGCCCUCUUCCCUGUUUCCUCAGGGGGUGGGAGGAUGCUUGAGGAUCCGGAAUACUCGGAGAGAACAAGAGCUCCCGGGCUAGGAGACGGGCCUGCCUCCCCCAUGCCAUUUUUCAGACAGUCUUCUAAGCCAGCGGGGAAGCUUGGUCCCUCUGUUGGCCCCAAGGAGGGCAAGGGUUCCAUGUAUCUAGGUAACUUCCUGGAAGUGCCUUCGUGGGAGUCCUGGGCGGGCUCAGAGGGUUCAUUGGUUUGCCGUGUGUCUUUGUCUAUUGCAUGUCUUGGAAAACUCAGCCCCCAAAGCUAUUGGGUUUCAGAGGGGACAAUGGAAACCUUGCUCCUUUCAUCAGGGACUUCUCUGGGCGGCCAUCCCUCCCAGAUUUAAGAGGACGCUGUUUCCAAAUCCUCCCAGUGGAGACUCUUGGCAGGAGAGUUGUUCCUCCCUGGUUUUGGUCAUCAAGGCUGCUUCUCUCCCUUCUGCUCCAUUCCCUGAUGUGCCAAUACACCGGACUCGGAGGAACCUCCCAGGGGUCAGAACCGGCACCAGCCGCUCGGUGUCGGAGGCAACCACGGCUGCACCUUCUGUUCCCCCUGCACUUGAUGCCAGUCCCCACUGAGUGCACCUGGGGAAAGCCAGGCCUUUAAAUACCGGAAUGUGAGGGUGUGUGGUUCAUGCUGUCCACGAGAGAGUUAGGCGACGACAGGCCAGAGGGCAUGGAGGGGGAGCUUGUUCUGAGGCCCUGCCUGGCUGGUGUGCCACCUUGGAGGGCAGCAGAGGACAGGGAAUGCAGGGAAGAGCCUUCUGACAAAAAGUGGGCAGACAGUCUGGGCAAGUCCAGGAGGCCUGGCCAAGGGCUGCCCAGAGGGGCUCCUUCUGCCUGGUGAGCCAGCCUCUCCUAGGUGCGUGCUGUCCCCAGGAGGCUCCACCGUGAGGCACGGGUCAGAUGCACCAGGAAGCAUCCUGGGCCAGAGGGAGACGCAGUCUGCCGGUUAGGCCGUGGAAGCCGACUGGCGAUCGGAUUCGGUCCACCUGGAGAUCAGCCCUUUUAGAAUUCCGGUUUCUCAGGAUGGCUAGUGCUCUAAUGCAUUCUGUAACUAGGGCUGCUGCCUUUGGUUUUGUGGAAGACCUGGAACCUUCCACAAGAAAACCGGAGAUCCCAAAGCCUCCAGGACAUUGUUUUGAAGGAUGGAGCCACCCAGAGAAGAAAAACCGUCUGUUAGGAGCGCCCGAGGAGCCCGGGGACCAAGGCCCGAUGAGCUGCUGUUCUUCUCGUUCAGAUCCAGCCUUUGCCUUGGCUCUCCACCAUUUACCCUCUCAAGUCUGCCCUCGCCCCUUGCCCCUUAAUGCCUACCAGCUACUCCUGGCAUGUCUGUGUCCCUCAGUGCGGCAGGGGACUGUAUGGGCAUUGUCAUAGCUGCUGAUGUCACCACUGCUUUGGGGGAAGAGGGUGGAAUGUGGGUAAUACAUUCAUACAAUAUUUUUAUUUUCAGGGAGGUGACAUUAUCAGUGUGAUUAUUUUCCCCCCUUUUCUUUUUUGUACCCAUUUUCCUUUUCUAACUCCUUCUGUUUCCUGGCUCACCCCUUGACUUGCCUUUCCUCUAACUGCAGCAGGCUUGUUAGUGAACAGGCUCUGCUUUAAGUGCUGUUUUGUGCCCCACUCUGCGGAGGAGGAUUCUGAGGCAGAAUUCUGACUCUGGGUGGGGGGUAUGGACUGGGGGAAAUUUAGGAUCCAAAGAUCCCCCAAGAGGAGUAUCUGUAAAUACUUAAUGCCUGAACAGUUGCUGUUUCUCACCAAAGCAGAACCUUUCCAGUGUCCUUUCCGUUCUGAUUUCAUCAGGGAGAAAGCCAAUAAAGUUCCAAACUCUCUUUAA
Messenger RNA from Manis javanica (Malayan pangolin), 5032 nucleotides. RefSeq names its product sarcalumenin (gene SRL). Gene Ontology annotation, molecular function: GTP binding. The record is from RefSeq and is a predicted model, not a curated record. NCBI's taxonomy places the organism in Eukaryota, Metazoa, Chordata, Mammalia, Pholidota, Manidae.